Vigna angularis (adzuki bean) is the source of this 2263-nucleotide messenger RNA. RefSeq names its product transmembrane 9 superfamily member 3. The record is from RefSeq and is a predicted model, not a curated record. Gene Ontology annotation, biological process: protein localization to membrane. Bases 246 to 2030 code for a protein of 594 amino acids. The transcript is spliced from 7 exons. Gene Ontology annotation, cellular component: membrane. NCBI's taxonomy places the organism in Eukaryota, Viridiplantae, Streptophyta, Magnoliopsida, Fabales, Fabaceae.
GAGAAACAAUGGGUGGUUAAAGCAGCGUUUGAUCGAAAAUCAAAGAAGGAAAAUAAAGAAAAAAGAAAUAGAAGAAGGAAUUGUGUGCGUGAGGUAAAACAUCAAACGUUACAGUGUGGCGGUGAGUCUACGUCACUUCAUACUCAUUCGUUUUCCGUUUAUUAGCACUCAAACGCACCUCUUCUCCUUCGUCUCUUCUCUUCUUCGUCGGUGGAGUUGGGUUUCGAGAUCCAAACCUCUUCCCAAUGAAGAACCUCUUCUCUUCCUCUUCCUCCUUCUUCUGCCUCCUCCUCACCGUCUUCGCCGCGUUCUCCGCCGUCAGAUCUGACUCCUCAGAUCACCGCUACAAACCAGGCGACAUCGUCCCUCUCUACGCCAACAAAGUUGGCCCCUUCCACAACCCUAGCGAAACCUACCGUUAUUUCGACCUUCCUUUCUGUCCUCCAGAUGAUUUGAAAGAAAAGAAGGAGGCGCUUGGGGAGGUGCUGAAUGGGGACCGUUUGGUUAGCGCGCCAUACGUUAUAGAAUUUCAACGUGACAAGGAGUCGGUUUCUGUUUGCAAUACUAAGCUUUCGAAAGAGGAUGUGGCGAGGUUCAGAUCCGCUGUCCGUAAGGACUACUACUUCCAGAUGUACUAUGACGACCUUCCGAUUUGGGGGUUCAUUGGGAAGGUGGACAAGGAGGGGAAGGACCCUAGUGACUAUAGGUAUUACCUGUAUAAGCACAUUCACUUUGAUGUGUUCUACAACAAGGACAGGGUCAUCGAGAUCAAUGUACGCACUGAUCCCAAUGCCCUCGUGGAUCUCACUGAGGAUGCUGAGGUGAAUGCGGAGUUUCUGUAUACCGUGAAGUGGAAGGAGACCAACACGCCCUUUGAGAAGAGGAUGGAUAAGUACUCACAGUCGUCAUCGUUGCCUCAUCAUUUGGAAAUCCACUGGUUCUCAAUUAUUAACUCAUGUGUCACGGUGCUGCUCUUGACUGGGUUCCUCACCACCAUUUUGAUGAGGGUGCUCAAGAACGAUUUUGUCAAGUAUGCACAUGAUGAGGAGACUGCAGAGGAUCAGGAAGAGACUGGCUGGAAAUAUAUCCACGGGGAUGUGUUUAGGUUUCCCAAGUUUAAGUCUGUAUUCGCAGCUGCGCUUGGAUCAGGCACUCAGUUGUUUACCCUUACUGUGUUCAUAUUCAUAUUGGCACUUGUUGGUGUGUUUUAUCCGUACAAUCGAGGGGCGUUAUUUACUGCACUCGUUGUCAUAUAUGCACUUACUUCCGGGAUUGCUGGGUAUACCGCAACUUCAUUCUAUUGUCAGCUGGAAGGAACAAACUGGGUUAGGAAUCUGCUGUUGACUGGAUGCCUUUUCUGUGGUCCUCUGUUUCUGACGUUCUGCUUUUUGAACACUGUGGCAAUUGCUUACAAGGCUACUGCUGCCCUCCCGUUUGGGACAAUUGUGGUUAUAGUUCUCAUAUGGACACUUGUUACGUCUCCUUUGCUUGUAUUGGGAGGGAUUGCUGGGAAGAACAGCAAGGCUGAAUUUCAAGCUCCUGUUCGCACAACUAAAUAUCCAAGGGAGAUUCCACCUCUGCCAUGGUAUCGUGGAUCAAUUCCUCAGAUGGCGAUGGCAGGAUUUUUGCCUUUUAGUGCCAUAUACAUUGAACUUUACUAUAUAUUUGCCAGUGUUUGGGGCCACAGAAUUUAUACCAUCUACAGCAUCCUGUUCAUUGUCUUCAUCAUUCUCUUGAUUGUUACUGCUUUCAUUACUGUGGCAUUGACAUACUUCCAGCUUGCAGCUGAGGAUCACGAGUGGUGGUGGAGAUCAUUCCUAUGUGGUGGUUCAACUGGGUUAUUUAUCUAUGCCUACUGUCUGUAUUACUACUACGCACGCUCCGACAUGUCUGGAUUCAUGCAGACCUCAUUUUUUUUCGGAUACAUGGCCUGCAUAUGCUAUGGUUUCUUCUUGAUGCUGGGAACUGUAGGAUUCCGUGCUGCAUUGCUCUUUGUCCGUCACAUUUAUCGAUCCAUCAAGUGUGAGUAGGCAUUUUGUCCUCUCGAGUCCACUAGAGCUAUUGUCUUCAUUUCAUAGGGCAUUCUGUAGAAAAUUAUAGUAAUUUUGCAGUUCUUUUGUGUACUAUAAGGGAAGCUGGGUUGGGGGUGGGUUUCUAGCUUCCAGAGCAACUUGUUAGAUGGCAAAGGGUGCUUUUGGGGAUAACGUCUGUGUACUACCGUAUCUUUAACCAAACUAUUGCAAUACUUUUUGGUCCUUUUAAA